Messenger RNA from Clonostachys rhizophaga, 1611 nucleotides. Lineage: Eukaryota; Fungi; Ascomycota; Sordariomycetes; Hypocreales; Bionectriaceae. The record is from the annotation of a GenBank genome assembly.
AUGGUUCUUGUUCCUCAUCGACCCGGCCAGUUCAAGGUCCUUGGCGAGGUCAACGAUGCAACCAGCAAGAUCUUGACUGAAGAAGCUUGCCAGUUCCUUUCUAUCUUGCACAGAUCUUUCGAAGGAACCCGCAGAGAUCUCCUCUAUCAGCGUGUGCUCAAACAGAAGAGAUGGGAUGCCGGAGAACGACCUGACUUCCUCCCCGAGACCAAGGACAUCCGAGAAGAUGGCCGAUGGCGUGGAGCCGCCCCGGGUCCAGGUCUUGCCAACCGUCGUGUUGAGAUCACCGGCCCUACUGACAGAAAGAUGGUCGUCAACGCCCUGAACUCCAAUGUCUAUGCUUACAUGGCUGACUUUGAAGAUUCUCUUACACCCACCUGGAGCAAUGUUGUCCAGGGACAGAUUAACCUCUUCGAUGCUGUCCGCCGCCAAAUAGAUUUCACGCUUGGCGAGAAGGAGUACAAGCUACGCACAGACAGAACUCUGCCAACCCUGAUCUGCCGUACCCGUGGAUGGCAUCUCAAUGAGGAGCACUUCCUCGUCGAUGGUGCCCCAAUUUCAGGAGCAUUGUUCGAUUUCGGUCUGUACUUCUUCCACAACGCCAAGGAGCUCAUUUCUCGAGGUCUUGGCCCCUACUUCUAUAUUCCCAAGCUCGAGUCUCAUCUCGAGGCAAGACUCUGGAAUGACGUAUACAAUGUCGCCCAGGACUUCAUUGGAAUUCCUCGGGGGACCAUCCGCGGUACCGUUCUGAUCGAAACCAUCACUGCAGUAUUUGAAAUGGAUGAGAUCAUCUACGAGCUCCGUGACCACAUCGGAGGCCUCAACUGUGGCCGAUGGGACUACAUCUUUACAUUCAUCAAGAUCUUCCGCAACCGACCCGACUUCAUCCUGCCAGACCGCAUUGAUGUCAACAUGACCGUGCCGUUUAUGGACGCCUACGUCAAGCUCCUAAUCAGCACUUGCCACCGCCGCGGCGUGCAUGCAAUGGGCGGAAUGGCUGCCCUUAUCCCCAUCAAGAACGACGAGGAGGCAAACGCCAAAGCCAUGACCAAUGUCAAGGCCGAUAAGCUCCGGGAGGUGCUGGCCGGGCACGACGGAACUUGGGUCGCUCAUCCGGGGUUGGCGUCGCUUGCAGAAGAGAUCUUCAACACGUACAUGCCGACGGCAAACCAGACCUUCCGCCGACCACCCCUGGCGCAGGUCACCAGGGAUGAUCUCCUGAACCCUAAUGUGUCUGGAAAUAUCACACUCGACGGUGUGAAGAAGAACAUCCAGGUCUGCCUGGUAUACAUGGAGGCAUGGAUCCGCGGCAUUGGCUGCAGUCCCAUCAACUUCCUCAUGGAAGAUGCGGCUACCGCCGAGGUAUCACGAAGUCAGCUCUGGCAGUGGGUGCGUCACGGGGCCAGCACGGUGGAAGGAAUCCGACUGGACAAGCAGUUCGUGCUUGGCCUUCUCGACGAACAGCUCGCGAGCCUCACAUCAUCUGCGGCAGCAGACAACAAAUUUGAGCUCACCGCCGGAUACCUCAGGAAGGAGAUCACAGGCGAGGACUACUGCGGCUUUUUGCCAGAAUUACUCUACAAUGAGAUUACGACCAAGAAGUCGGCAUAA